GAUGGUGUCGCGUCGCGUUAUUAUUAAUCUGCCAGCAGACACAACAGUCAGUAUAAUAUUAAAAUAUUUACCAACUUACCUUGAAUAAUGAUAUUCAAUAUUGCAGAUGUUUCUUUGUCCUCUGAAAUUUCACCUUAAUCAUCAAAAGCACUGAUCUUUUUUUCACUUUCGUGAAUGUUCUCAUGAGGAACUGUGUUUCUCCACAGAACUGAACUUUUUUUAUUUCUUCAGCGCCACCUGCAGGAAUAACAAGUUUGUGUAAUAGUCCAUAUAUAUCUGAGGUGAAAACUAACUUUUUAAAGUGUAAAACUGACUUUGAUACUAGGUGGUGAUGCGUGGAUAUCCCUGUUUACGUCUUGUAUAGCUCGUAUAUCUCAUUUAGUUUCAGUUUAAAGCGGAUGUUAAAGGAAUGGGAAAUGAGAACAGAUCACGGAAGUUACUCAAUCUCGGAAGACGCAAGAGAUUCAAGCCCUGAAUGUGUGUGAAACCUUCAGGAGAGAUUCUGAGUGUGUUUAUGAAGAAUAAACUCGGAUUCGGACCGGCAUGUGUGACGUCACGCGGGACACCGCGGUUCGGAAGCUGGAUGUUCAGAAUCACACUGAAACAGAAUCAGACCUUCAAAGCGAUAUGUGUAAAAAAUAAAUUAUACAGGAUAUUACAAUAUCUAAAAUGAAAUAGAAGUGUUAAAAUAUAUUUAUUAAUAUUUUGAAGUAGAUUUUAUUUUUUUAUUUUCAGUUUUAAGUUUCAAUUUUAGACAUUCUUUUAUGUUUUUGUCAUUUUUUAUGUUCUAUUUUUAUGUUAGUUUUACUUUUAAUAAUUUGACUACUUCAACUUCAACUAGUUAUUUGUCCAAUGCAACAUGUUAAAAAAUGUUCAUAGUUCAAUGUUCACAAAAAAAAAAUCAUAGUUUUAAGUUUUUCAUCUAAUGUUUAUAUUUUAUACCACCAGUUUCACAGACAAGACUUAAGCUAGUCCCAGACUAAAUGCAAGUUUGAGCUGUUUUAACUAAAAGAAUAUCUUGAAAUAUGUCAGUGCCAUUGUUUUGUCUCAAGAUUCACAUCAGUAAUGGUUUGUUCUAAGUUUAUAAAAACUACUUAAAUGUCCUAAUUUAACUAAAACCUAAUCCUCGCUUAAUCUAAACUCUGUCUGUGAAACCAGGCCAUAAUAUUUUAUUUCAGCGUGAUUUCAUUUACUGGUGAUGUUUGCCUCUAACACUCACCACUACAGUACUGGGGUGUUUCGAACGGUUGCUAAGAUUUUCAGUAUGGUUGCUAUGGGUGGCGUCUGAUUUCAGGAGGUUUUGAAGCAGCGGUUCUCCAGGGAAAGAGUCCCACGAUGGAGAUGCUGUUCGACUGGGGGAACCACAAACUGUACUGUUGGAGAUCUGGUGGAGAUUCUGAUCCGACACCAGCUGUUCGCCGCCGUCAGUGUCCUGCUGCCAGACGACGAGAUCUGCCACACUAAAGCAGGCUCAUCUGGGGUGUCCGUCUGCGCACCGCGGCGUGAAGAAGAGCUUCGUCCGUCUGCGGCCUGCAUGCAGGGAUGCGUCCGUCCCGAGGUCACUGAACCCGUUCAGCAGGAGACGUGUGUGAUGGAGCCGGACAGCAGCACCGGACCGGAGGAAAACUCAUGGAGCAGCUCUGAAGGUUUCCACACGUUCUCUCACCGCGAGCUGACGGCCAUCACGGGGGACUGGGACAAUCGGCCUGUGUCUGAUGGAGGCUGUCGUCUGGGCGCCGGCGGGUUCGGUGUCGUGUUCAGAGGCCGGAUGGGAGACACAUAUGUAGCUGUGAAAAAGCUCAAUCCUAUGGACGACGGAUCACCUGAAGACCUCAAGACUCAGUUUAACCAAGAGAUUCAAACUCUCAGGAGUCUGAAGCAUGAGAAUCUGGUGGGUUUUUCCAGUGAUGGGCAGCAUCUGUGUUUGGUGUACGCGUUCAUGCCCAACGGAUCUGCGAACUGAACCCAGAAGAAACUGCAACAUUGUGACAAUUUAAGGCUCUGUUUGGGAACAAAGCAAAUGAUCAACAGGUCUGAAAACAAAUGACUGGAGUCUGGAUUACAAUGCUUCGCCGCUCUAUUAGCGUGCAGGAUUGAGCGCUAACGAUGCCACACAUGGUGGCUGUUGUUUGUGGAUCAGGAGACGUGGCAUUAGUGUCGUACCACACACCACGACUGAACCCCGUCCACCCUCUCUGAGGUGGGCAGAAACAGACCCGGGUCACGCAUUUGUGCUGCUUCAAAAACCCACCUAAAGCUGCUCAGACACACUUACACUUACAUAAUUAAACAACAGAAAACACAUGUUUGUAAUGUUCACUUUUGGAGAAUAGCAACAUUUUUUUGAUGGCCGAUGCAGGUACUGAUAUCUUAAGAGAGCAGGGUGGCCGAUAUAAAACAUAUACAGUAUAUAUAUUACAAUAUUUAAUUUAAAGGGCAUGCAUGACAAUUGCGGCAAUGAAAUUUAGAAUUUUACAAAAUAAACUGUAAACUGUCAAAA
This is a messenger RNA of Megalobrama amblycephala (Wuchang bream), 2500 nucleotides long. Its product is annotated as interleukin-1 receptor-associated kinase 4-like. Lineage: Eukaryota; Metazoa; Chordata; Actinopteri; Cypriniformes; Xenocyprididae. The transcript has 5 exons. The record is from RefSeq and is a predicted model, not a curated record. Gene Ontology annotation, biological process: protein phosphorylation. Bases 1535 to 1963 code for a protein of 142 amino acids. Gene Ontology annotation, molecular function: ATP binding; protein kinase activity.